Messenger RNA from Leptopilina boulardi, 4685 nucleotides. It is a transcript of the gene ATPCL, whose product is annotated as ATP-citrate synthase. Gene Ontology annotation, molecular function: ATP citrate synthase activity. The transcript has 11 exons. Gene Ontology annotation, cellular component: cytosol. The record is from RefSeq and is a predicted model, not a curated record. Gene Ontology annotation, biological process: acetyl-CoA biosynthetic process; tricarboxylic acid cycle; fatty acid biosynthetic process. The coding region runs from base 187 to 3489 and encodes 1100 amino acids. NCBI's taxonomy places the organism in Eukaryota, Metazoa, Arthropoda, Insecta, Hymenoptera, Figitidae.
GUAGUAGUAACUCUUGUGAAUUCGUUAGUUGUGGUUGUAAUUUUUGUGUCCCCCCCUCCGUUCCUCCCUCGCGUUUUCAUCGUCGUUGUCGUUGUUACAAAGAAAAUUCAGUGAAAAAUCGAAAAAUACCUGCUCGGAUAUCACAUUUUUUUUCAAUUAAAAAAAAAAGCAACGAAAACUUGAGAAAUGUCGGCGAAAGCAAUUCAAGAAGCAACUGGUAAAGAUUUGAUAAAUCGAAAACUUACGCCAGGCACAAAAGCGGCAAAAUGUCAAUUUGUUUCAAUAACGGAAAAAACAAAUUGGCCACAUGUAAUUGCCGAAAAUCCCUGGUUAAAAACUGAAAAACUCGUUGUAAAACCCGAUCAAUUAAUUAAACGACGAGGAAAAUUGGGACUCAUUAAAGUUAACGUUGAUCUUCCAACUGCUCAAAAAUGGAUAGCCGAACGUAUGAAUAAUGAUCAAUUGGUUGGCAAAGCAACUGGAAAACUCAAAUUAUUCAUAAUUGAGCCAUUUAUACCACAUAAACAGGAAGAAGAGGCGUACGUUUGCAUUUAUUCAAAUCGUAAUGGUGACACAAUUUUAUUUCAUCACGAGGGAGGUGUUGAUAUUGGUGAUGUCGACGCAAAAGCAUUGAAACUCGAAGUUCCCGUCGGUACUGAUGCUCCCAAUCAAAAAACUCUAAUAAGCCGACUGUUAAUAAAUAUUACAGAUGACAAGAAAACAGUAAUCGCUGAUUUUAUCUCUUCGCUAUAUAAACUUUAUGUUGAUUUAUAUUUUACUUAUUUGGAAAUAAAUCCAUUGGUCAUCACUGAUGAUGCAAUUUAUAUUUUGGAUUUGGCUGCAAAAUUAGAUACAACCGCUGAUUUUAUUUGUAAGCCAAAUUGGGGUGAAAUUAAUUAUCCACCUCCAUUUGGACGUGAUGCAUAUCCUGAAGAGGCAUACAUUGCCGAUCUUGAUUCUAAAUCAGGAGCAAGUUUAAAAUUAACAAUUUUAAAUCCAAAUGGACGUAUUUGGACAAUGGUUGCUGGAGGAGGAGCCUCGGUUAUUUAUUCGGACACAAUUUGUGAUCUUGGUGGCACUUCGGAAUUAGCGAAUUACGGUGAAUAUUCGGGUGCACCAAGUGAACAACAAACUUAUGAAUAUGCAAAGACAAUUCUCAGUUUAAUGACGAAGGAAAAACAUUCCGAUGGUAAAGUUCUUAUUAUUGGCGGUGGUAUUGCAAAUUUUACAAAUGUUGCAUCCACAUUUAAAGGAAUUGUCAAAGCUCUACAAGAAUUUCAACCAAAACUUGUUGAAUUUAAUAUUAAAAUAUUUGUGAGGCGAGCUGGACCAAAUUAUCAAGAAGGUCUUAGAAUUAUUCGCGAAGUGGGUAAACGUCUAGCAAUUCCUGUACAUGUAUUUGGACCUGAAACACAUAUGACGGCAAUUUGUGCAAUGGCACUUGGUACAAAACCAAUUCCCGAUCCAGAAGCGCAAGAAUUUUCAACAGCAAAUUUCCUCUUACCAUCGGGUCAAGAUGUUGGACCUAGUGCACCAACAAAAACAUCAAUUCAAGAAUCAUCAUCAUCAUCAUCGUCGUCGUCGUCGACGACAACAUUCACGGAGGCACAAUUAAAAGCAUUAAGAACUGAUUCUACUGAUUCAACAAUGGGAAAACAAUUAUUUACAAAUAAAACACGAUCAAUUAUUUGGGGUAUGCAAAAUCGUGCAGUACAAGGUAUGCUUGAUUUUGAUUUUGUUUGCCGACGUGCAGAGCCAUCGGUUGCCGCCAUUGUCUAUCCAUUUGUUGGCGAUCAUAAGCAAAAAUUCUAUUGGGGACACAAGGAGAUAUUAAUUCCGGUUUAUAAGCAAAUGAAGGACGCAAUGAAUAAACAUUCUGACGCUGAUGUUAUGGUGACAUUUGCAUCAUUAAGAUCGGCCUAUGACAGUACAAUGGAGACACUUGAAUUUCCACAAAUUCGUACUAUUGCCAUUAUUGCCGAGGGUAUUCCUGAGAAUAUGACAAGAAAAUUAAUUCUCGAAGCGCACAAAAAAAAUGUUACCAUCAUUGGACCGGCAACUGUCGGUGGCGUUAAACCUGGUUGUUUUAAAAUUGGCAACACAGGUGGUAUGAUGGACAAUAUUCUACAUAGCAAACUUUACAGACCUGGAAGUGUCGCUUAUGUAUCACGCUCCGGUGGUAUGUCAAAUGAAUUGAAUAAUAUUAUUUCAAAAGCAUCAAAUGGCGUACAAGAGGGCGUUGCAAUUGGUGGUGAUCGUUAUCCAGGAACAAAUUUUAUGGAUCAUAUUAUGCGUUAUGAAAAUAAUCCCGAUACAAAAUUAAUUGUUCUACUUGGUGAGGUGGGUGGUAUUGAGGAAUAUGAAGUUUGUGAGGCAAUGAAAACAAAAAAAAUAACAAAACCAUUAAUUGCCUGGUGUAUUGGAACAUGUGCAAGUAUGUUUAAUUCUGAAGUACAAUUUGGUCACGCUGGUUCAAUAGCAAAUAGUAAUAUGGAAACAGCUGUUGCAAAAAAUGUUGCACUCAAAGAAGCUGGCGCUUAUGUACCUGAUAGUUUUGAUAAUCUUGGUGAUGUUAUUCAUUCGGUUUAUCAACAACUUGUUAAAGCGGGAACAAUUGUUCCUGAACCUGAAUUACCACCACCUACAGUACCAAUGGACUACAGUUGGGCUAGGGAAUUGGGAUUAAUUCGUAAGCCAGCCUCAUUUAUGACAUCGAUAUGUGAUGAACGUGGUCAGGAUUUACUUUAUGCCGGUAUGCCAGUAACGGAAGUUUUAAAACAAAAUGUUGGCAUUGGCGGUGUUGUUUCAUUAUUAUGGUUUCAACGUUGUUUGCCACCGGUUUAUUGUAAAUUUUUGGAAAUGUCACUUAUGCUCACUGCUGAUCAUGGACCAGCAGUAUCAGGCGCACACAAUACAAUUGUAUGCGCGCGAGCCGGUAAAGAUCUCGUCAGUUCCGUCGUUUCUGGAUUAUUAACAAUUGGCGAUCGAUUUGGUGGCGCUUUAGAUGGUGCAGCGCGUAUGUAUUCAGAGGCAUAUGAUGCUGGUUUACAUCCACAGGAAUUUGUUAAUAAUACACGUAAACAAGGAAAAUUAAUAAUGGGAAUUGGUCAUCGUAUUAAAUCAAUUAAUAAUCCUGAUAUGAGAGUUAAAUUAAUAAAAGAAUAUGUAUUGGCAAAUUUCACUGCCACUCCAUUAGUGAAUUAUGCUUUAGAAAUUGAAAAAAUAACAACAAGUAAAAAACCAAAUUUAAUUCUCAAUGUUGAUGGAAUUAUUGCAAGUGCAUUUGUUGAUAUGUUGAGACAUAGUGGUUCAUUUACAUCUGAGGAGGCACAGGAAUACAUUGAAAUUGGAGCAAUUAAUAGUCUUUUUGUUCUUGGUAGAAGCAUUGGUUUUAUUGGUCACUAUAUGGAUCAAAAGAGGCUAAAACAGGGACUCUAUCGUCAUCCUUGGGACGAUAUUUCGUAUGUCCUGCCAGAACAGUACAAUUAAUUGUUUUUUUUUUUGGAGAGAAAAAAAUGAGUCUUUUGUAUAAAGAAAAAGUUUUUCUUUUUUUUUUUUUUGGUAUUUUAACGUAAAGAGAAAAAAAAGAAAGAAUGACAUAAUAACCGAAAAGAUAUAUAUAUCUUUCGUCAAUAUUGUGAAAGUCCUUCCCUCCUUUUACCCUCCAUCAUCCCCUUUUUUUUAAUUUAAUUAAUUUUCUUAAAUAUCGAAAAAUGAAAUUUAAAUAAAAAUAGAAAAUAAAUUAAUUUUAAUAUUGUGCAUAAUACGCGCAAAAAAAAAAAAAUAACGAAAAUGUCUCCAAGUAUUCAAGCUCCAAGCAUCUAUGUAUAUUUGCACUGAACAUUCCAGGAUGUUGCAUUUUUUAUUUUUCUUCUUUUUGUCUCUUUCAAAAAAAAAAGGAAAAGAAAAAAAAAUUUCUUUUUUUAACAAAAAUUUUCUUUUUAUUUAAAAAAAAAUAAUUUUAAUUGAAAGAAAAUACUUUUUAUUAAAAGAAAAAUUUUAUUUUGUAAAGUUUUUUUUUCUUACAAAAAAAAAAAUUACUUUUAUUAAGCGAAGAAUUUCUUUUUCAAACAAAAGUUUUUUUUUUUAUUAAAAAAAAUUACUUUUAUUAAAAGAAAAUUUCUUUUUUUAACAAAAAUCAUUUUUUAUUAAAAAAUAAAACAUUGUUUUUUUGUUGAAAUAAAAGUAUUUUUUUUUCGUUAAAGAAAACAAAAAUUGUUUUUUCUUUUUUUUCAAUUAAAAGUGCGAAAAGAAGAGAAUUGCAAAUUUUUUUAUUGGCCCCGCGUCCCGUUAAUGUAAAUAGAUGAAAUAAAAAGCACAAAAAUGAAGAAUUAGAAAGAAAACGAUUUUUGCACCGAUUUCUCCAUUUAUUUAUUUUCUUUUUUUUUUUUUUGUUGUUUCUGUUUUUAAAAAUGUUUUUUACACACACAUUAGAUAAGAGAAUUUUUUUAGAAAAUAAAAGUCGAUGACGACGCCUUUUGCACAAGAUAUAUUAUAAAUAAAUAAAUAAAUAAAUAAUAGAUAUACAUGAAGAAAAAAAAGGAAAUAUAAAUAUAUUUAAUGAAAAAAUAGACAAUUUAUUCAGUGACAACAAUAAGAAAAAAAUUAUAUAUAUAUAUAUUUAAAUAGUGAAAUUAUAAAAAAUUAUCAUGUAAUUUGUUGAAUAAAGAGAAUCAAGAACGAGA